AUGACUCGGAAAGGUACUGCAAAGCUAGAUGAGCUUCGCAAGAUCGAGGGUCAGGUGCAGACUUUUUGGGAGUCGAAUAAAAUAUUCGAAGCGGACGUUCCUUUGAAAAACAGUGAAACAAUUGAAAAGUACUUCGUCACUUUCCCUUACCCCUAUAUGAAUGGGAGACUACAUUUGGGUCACACAUUUUCUUUAUCGAAAUGCGAGUUUUCCGUAGGGUACGAACGACUAAAGGGCAAGUUGGCUCUAUGGCCGUUCGGUCUUCAUUGCACCGGUACGCCUAUCCUAGCAUCUGCAGACAAAUUAUCACGAGAAUGCAAGGAGUUUGGUUGUCCACCUGUCUUCCCACACGAGGCUUCGGAGCUUUCUGCUAGUAUGGAGACAGUGACUCCUGCUCAAGGUAAAAGCAAAAAAAGUAAAGCUAUUGCGAAGACUGGUGGCGCAAAGUUUCAGUGGCAAAUAAUGGAAAGCCUUGGCAUGGAUAACAAUGAAAUCGCUAAAUUUAAAGACCCUGAAUACUGGUUGAAAUUUUUCCCUGCUUUAGCUGUUGAUGACCUGCGUAAACUAGGUGUCAAGGUUGAUUGGAGGAGAUCCUUUAUUACAACAGAUGCUAAUCCCUACUAUGAUUCAUUUGUUCGUUGGCAGUUCCUGACUCUUAAGAAGCAAGGAAAAAUUCAGUAUGGCAAACGAUACACCAUAUUCUCUGCUCGAGAUAAUCAGCCAUGUAUGGAUCAUGAGCGAACUGUUGGAGAGGGUGUCGUUCCACAAGAAUAUACGUUGAUUAAGUUGAAAGUCAUAUCCGAAUUUCCUUCGAAAUUCAGUUGCGUAAACCAAUUAAAAGAACCCAUAUUCCUUGUUGCGGCAACUCUACGUCCUGAAACGAUGUUUGGCCAAACUAAUUGUUGGGUACAUCCAGAUAUAGAUUAUGUCGGAGUGAAAAGCACACAACAAUCUUGUAUACUAAUUUGUACUCAACGCGCUGCUCAAAAUAUGGCUUAUCAGGGUAUUUUAGAUCCUUCACACCCUGGGCACAUCGAUAUAGUCGCAAAUUUCAAAGGUGCUGAUCUUCUCGGAUUAAAAGUCAAGGCUCCGUUAUCCUCUUAUGAAUCUGGAGUUUUCGUUUUACCUAUGAUGUCAAUUCGAUCUUCUAAGGGUACCGGAAUUGUGACUAGUGUUCCUAGCGAUUCUCCAGAUGACUGGGUCGCUUUGCAAGACUUAAUUAAAAAGCCUGCAUUCCGGACGAAAUACAAUCUUCUUGAUUCGAUGGUCAUACCAUUCGAACCGAUACCCAUAAUUGAGACACCGGGUUUAGGUAGUUUACCAGCUGUCACAAUAGUAGAUCAGUUAAAGAUUCAAAGUCAAAAUGAUCGAGAUAAAUUACAAGAGGCCAAAGAAAAAGUUUAUCGUGUUGGUUUUUACGAUGGGAUUAUGUUGGUUGAAAAAUAUAAAGGUUUAAAGGUGAAUUCAGUGAAAAAACUUAUUCAAGACCAAUUAGUUAAAACGAAUGAAGCUAUAAUUUAUUACGAGCCGGAAAAUCUAGUCGUUACACGUGGUGGUGAUGAAGCAGUGGUUGCUUUGUGUGAUCAAUGGUAUCUAGAUUACGGCUCAGAGGAAUGGAAAACAGAAGUCCGUAAAGCGGUAGCUAACGUGUCAGCAACCGAUGAGGUUAGACGCGGUCUUUAUUCAACCGUUGACUGGUUACAUGAACAUGCUUGCUCUCGUACAUAUGGUUUGGGUACUCGUUUACCAUGGGAUGAUAAAUGGCUUAUUGAAUCUUUAUCUGACUCUACAAUAUAUAUGGCAUAUUAUACAAUAGCUCAUUUGUUACAGGGCGGGUCAUUAGAUGGUAGAAAACCUGGUCCUCUUAAAAUUUGGCCAGAACACAUGACACCAGAAGUGUGGGAUUACAUAUUUUUAGGAAUAGGAAAUCCAGAGGAUUUAGUCGAAACGAAAAGUCAUUCCUCUCUAAGUGUACCAGUGUUGAAGAGACUUCGUCAAGAAUUUCUUUUCUGGUAUCCAGUUGAUUUAAGAGUUAGCGGAAAGGACCUUAUCUCCAAUCAUUUAACCUACUACUUAUACAAUCACAUUGCUAUAUGGCCAAAUGAACCAAAUUUAUGGCCUCGAAGUAUACGUGCCAAUGGCCAUUUGUUAUUGAACUCUAAUAAGAUGUCAAAAUCAACUGGUAAUUUUCUCACUUUAGCAGAUGCUGUGGAAAAGUACUCAGCUGAUGGUGUUCGUCUUGCUUUGGCUGAUGCUGGUGAUUCGUUAGACGAUGCUAAUAUAAAAGAAGAGAUGGCUGAAGCUGGACUUUUACGUUUAUAUGGCCUUUUGGAUUGGUUUAAUAUGACAUUGGAGAUUUUAAAUGAUUCAAGUUUACAACAAAAAUCUGAUUAUCGAACAGGUGCUUAUACAAUGCAUGCAGAUUUUGUUUUUGAAAAUGAAAUGAAUAAUACGAUUGAAUUGGCCGAUAAAGCAUACGCUUCACAUGAAUACAGAGAAGUACUUAAAAUUGUAUUUUAUGAACUUCAGGCACAUCGUGACCGUUAUCGUGAAGUUUGUCAAGGCAGUGUACAUACUAAUCUAAUUCGACGUUAUAUGAAUAUUCAAUUACUACUACUUAGUCCAAUUUGUUCACAUGUUUGUGAACACAUAUGGAUUAAUUUGUUAAACAACAAGACAUCAAUCUUUUGUGAAAAGUGGCCCGAGCUUAGUUGUCCAGUAGAUCGAAUACUUUUGUUACAAGGUCGUUACAUAGAUGAUACAGCUCAUACUUUUAGAUUACAACUAAAACAAUACCAAUCAUCAAAGUCGUUCAAAAGUAGUAAAUCUGUUGGAUCCCAUUCUGUUACUCAGUUUAUUCCACCUUCGGAUGCUGUUGUUUGGGUUGCUAAAGCUUAUCCAGCAUGGCAGGCACAAAUUCUUGAAAUUAUGGCAGCUAAUCUUUCUGACGAUGGUAAAACGUUAGCAGAUAAUGCAACGUUAGCUCAACUUUUACGUCCUCAUCUAAAGGCUAUGGGUAAAAUGGCAAAACGUGCUAUGCCAUUUGUACAGUUAGUCCGGGAACGGUUUGUAAUUCACGGUAAACGAGUUCUUCAACUUCAGUUGGAGGUAGAUGAAUGCGAAGUAAUUAAAAAGAAUUUAUCCUAUCUUAUAUCAACUUUGGGUUUACGACAACCUGAUGGUUUAAAAAUCAACUACUCAUGUGAUUCUAAUGAUAGUCGUAUUGAAGAAAGUGUUUGUCCUUUAGAGCCUCUUAUUUUGUUUUGUGAACCAUCUACCUCAGCAUCCAUGACGUUUUUAAAUCCGGAUAUUGGUUCAGGUUUCUUUACACUUAAUGGUGUUACUAUUUUUGACGGCGACACAUAUACCGAUGUGGUCUCACGUGUAGUCACUCACUGUCGUUCACUUGCGUUAAACAGUAAAGACUUAAAAAGCAUAACAUUGUACCGUUUUACCGAUCCUACAUGCGGACAUUUACGCGUUCCUCCUUACCCUAUGGAAGCUCUACAAAUUGUCCAGCCAACAGCUCGUUUUGUAGUCGAUGCAUCAUCCAUCAUAACUCUGAAGAUUGGUAGUGAUUUUAUUCCUAUUGGCAAAAAGCUUGUGUACACAACUACCGUGUCGUCAUGA
Molecule: messenger RNA, 3630 nt
Organism: Schistosoma intercalatum
Lineage: Eukaryota; Metazoa; Platyhelminthes; Trematoda; Strigeidida; Schistosomatidae
Source: the annotation of a GenBank genome assembly